UGAUUGUUUACUUAUCUGUCUCAUUACGAUAGACUUUGAAAUAUAAAUGAUUGUUACUGUGAUUUUCUUUAAUUCUUCAAUGAUUUCUUAACAAAAGUCCUGAGAUUUUUAAUUAUUUGCAUAUCCUACAAUUUAGUUCUUUCAUUUCUUUUUCUCACCCUACAUUUAAUACCCUGAUAUAAAAUAAACUUAAAAAAUUCUAACCUCAAAAUCUAACUCUGUAUAUACAUAUACCUUUAUUCCUCCAAUGAGGCAUUGACAAAGCAAGCUAUUCUAACAGUUGCAAUCGUUUUUGUUACCUCAUUAAUGGCACUAUUUUAUGUAUACACUAGUUUUCCACAACUCGCCGAAGAUGAACGACAACACAUGAAAUUACCAUUACACAUUGAUGAUGCAAAAGGUCUGGGUAAUCUCCUCAACAGAUACAAAGAUCUAUACUAUUUCCAAGUACUAAGCGGAUUGUUCAUCACAUAUAUUUUUCUGCAAACUUUUGCUAUUCCAGGUUCUAUUUUCCUCUCAAUUCUUUCUGGUUUUCUUUUCCCAUUCCCUUUGGCUUUGUUGUUAGUUUGCACCUGCAGCGCAGUAGGAGCAUCGCUUUGCUAUCUUCUGUCGUCGAUUUUAGGACGGAGAUUACUUUUUAAAUAUUUCCCGGACAAAGCUCGAGUGUGGACGCUAACAGUGAGAAAGCACAAACACCAUCUUUUUAAUUACAUGCUAUUCCUUCGAAUGACACCGCUGCUUCCGAAUUGGUUUAUAAAUUUAGCUAGUCCUGUAAUCGGUGUACCACUUGCACCGUUUACUAUGGGCACGUUUUUUGGUGUUGCUCCACCAUCUUUUGUCGCUAUACAAGCAGGACAAACGUUACAGAACUUAACUUCAUCUAGUGAUGCGUGGUCCUGGAAUAGCAUCUUGAUAUUGUGCGUAUUUGCAAUACUUUCAUUAGUACCUGUUUUAUUUAAACAGAAACUACAAGAAAAGUUUGAUUAAAAAUUUAGGAAAUAAAUUAAAGAAAUUUUAUUUAUUUAGAAUAUAAUAUGCUUAUUUAUUUUAAAUAUUCGUUACAUUAAAUGCAAUGUAACAAAGCGAUAAAAAAAUUUAUUCUUAGUUUAAUUAUUGAUAUUGAAACACUUUCAAUCGAUUAAACUCGGAAAACAUUCCUCACAUAGCAUUAUGCCUUUUUUAUAUGAAAUUUAACUGCUAAAUCUUAAAUUUGUCAAAAUUAGCACAAAUUAAUUAAAACUACAGUUAUGUAUUUCACUAAUGUAUUUGUAUUUUCUUUUCUAUACACAAACUGUGCACAAAAUUGUUUGCAAUGAAAAUAACUGUCUUGCUGUAGAAACAUGUUAUAGUAUAAUUAUGUAUAAAUAAUUUGAACGAUAUAAAAAUGUAAUUUAGCAGUAGGAAGUCAAAUAGCUAAUGGAAAUAUUUGUUGAGUUCAGAGUUGGAAGACUAAUUGGUCGCCAGUACCACCAAUUGUACCACACUGAAAAACAUGUAGCUUUAACAGUGAAUUGUUUAAACGAUGGUAUAUAUGUAAUUAUAAAUUAAGUGUAAAUAAAUUUUGUGUUAAAACUA
This is a messenger RNA of Osmia lignaria (orchard mason bee), 1575 nucleotides long. RefSeq names its product Transmembrane protein stas (gene stas). The record is from RefSeq and is a predicted model, not a curated record. Gene Ontology annotation, cellular component: endoplasmic reticulum membrane. Gene Ontology annotation, biological process: autophagosome assembly. NCBI's taxonomy places the organism in Eukaryota, Metazoa, Arthropoda, Insecta, Hymenoptera, Megachilidae.